This is a messenger RNA of Dreissena polymorpha, 1224 nucleotides long. Its product is annotated as polyunsaturated fatty acid lipoxygenase ALOX8-like. The record is from RefSeq and is a predicted model, not a curated record. Lineage: Eukaryota; Metazoa; Mollusca; Bivalvia; Myida; Dreissenidae. Gene Ontology annotation, molecular function: metal ion binding; oxidoreductase activity, acting on single donors with incorporation of molecular oxygen, incorporation of two atoms of oxygen. Gene Ontology annotation, biological process: lipid oxidation.
AUGCUAAAACCCUUCUUACAAAAUGAUACCCUGCGAUCGGAAUUAUCGAACAAGCGUUUUUUUGUAAUAGAUCAUUCGAUUCUGAACAAGUGUAAAAAGGGGAACGGAAGUGUAGUGUGCUCUCCCAUAGCGUUGUUCUACAGACGAAACGAUGACAAAAUCGUUCCCAUCGCCGUACAGCUGUUCCAGGAUAACGCCGACGACAAUCCCGUCUCCUUUCAUUCUGACAGCAAAUACACAUGGAUUCUCGCGAAGAUGUGGUUCAAUAACGCAGACGCAUGCGUCCACCAAUCGAUCAGCCAUCUUGGGUACACACACAUCGUCAUGGAGGGGUUUGCGGUAUCUGUUCACCGACAUCUGUCGCAGUCACACCCGAUGUUUAAACUCAUCGCACCGCACUUAAUGUAUAUGAUGACAAUCAAUGAGCUUGCUGUUGGGACUUUGCUCAAGAAAGGAGGCUUUAUUGACACAGUAGUGUCUGUAGGUACAGAAGGAGCCUUUGAGUACCGAACCAAAUGGAAGCUCAACGUGGAAGGAACGCUCCCGGCCAACCUCAAAGAGAGGGGUGUAGACAGCCCAGAAGUAGUUUCCUACUACCCCUUCCGGGAUGAUACACUUCUGACGUACAACGCAAUCCUGCAAUACGUAACAGAUUACGUGCUCCUAUAUUAUCCAUCCGACACCGUGUUGUCUCAAGACAUUGAGCUACAGAGCUGGCUGGCAGAACUGGACAGACCCAUAGCAAAUGGUGGCCUCGGGGUCCUGGGUGUUGAAGGUGUCAACGGGACGUUUGCGUCACGUGACAAGUUGAUUCAGGUCGUCACGAGCAUCAUUUACACGUGCAGUGCGGGUCACUCGGGUGUGAACUUCAAGCAGUAUGAUGAGUACGCCUUUAUGAUUAACUACCCAUCAAAACUACGAGGAAAUCCGCCUAGCGACAAAAGAAGUCAUUCUGAACGCGACGUGCUGCAAGCCAUUCAAGAUCGCUCUUACCAGUACAAACUUCUGACGAUAGCAAAAAUUAUCAGCGAGCAUUCUUUCGGGAAACCGUUGGGAAACUUUGAAAAAGAUUACGUCUGCGAGCAGAAAGCAUUGGAAAUUGUGAACAAGUUUCGAGAAGAGCUAAAAAAGAUCAAUGCAACCACCCAAGAAAGGAACAGAAAAAGACCAAUCCGCUACGAGUGCAUGCUUCCAAGCUUAAUACCAAAUUCUAUCAGCAUCUAA